This is a messenger RNA of Trichophyton verrucosum HKI 0517, 2172 nucleotides long. Its product is annotated as NRPS-like enzyme, putative. Lineage: Eukaryota; Fungi; Ascomycota; Eurotiomycetes; Onygenales; Arthrodermataceae. The coding region runs from base 1 to 2172 and encodes 723 amino acids. The record is from RefSeq and is a predicted model, not a curated record. The transcript has a single exon.
AUGCUGAUAAAUGCCUAUGGACCAACAGAGUGUUGCAUCUUCUGCUUGACUCACCAGAUCGUUCCCGAGGACAUCAAAGUUGGCUCCGUCAGCAUCGGCAAACCGAUUGGUCACACGAUUGCAUAUGUAGCUGACGAUAAUGGUAACCCAACUGAUGAAGGCGAGCUCUGGAUUGGCGGCGCUGGUGUUUCCCCGGGAUAUGUCAACCAACCCGAGAAGAAUGCUGCUUCCUUCACAACGGUUGAAGAUUUAGUGACAGCAUCAGGUGAUCCCAUCAGGUUGUACCGAACAGGUGAUAUCGUCCGACGUCGGCCAGAUGGACAGAUUGAUUACGUUGGGCGCUCUGAUCAUCAGGUCAAGAUCCGAGGAUUCCGAGUUGAAUUGGGCUCGGUCGAAGCCGGGCUCCUGAAAACUGGCUUUUUCUCCGAUGCCGUGGCGAUGAGAAUUGAACCACCCCAGGAUGGGGCCGGUUCAAUACUAGUCGCGUAUGCUGUACCUGUGGACAGCUCUAAGCCUGUGGGGGUUGAGGAGGCAUUGGCAGUCCUUCGCACGAUUCAUCCGGAUUAUAUGAUUCCUCAGCUGCAAUUGAUCGCCAGUAUGCCUCUCAAUAGCCACUCCAAAGUGGAUAGAAAAGGGUUAACGGAGCUGUACUGCAAGCGAUGGAAGGUGGAUUCACUAUCAAAGCCGAAAGAUGGGCCCAAAGACACCCGUUCGAUACUCGCUGACCUUUGGGCUUGCAUUCUUGCAUCCCCUGCCGAUUCAUUCCAGGACGACGAUAAUUUCUUCAGCCAUGGAGGAACAUCGCUUCGAGCGUCACUGUUGAUCAGCCAGAUCCGUCGCACAUUUGGCUCCGAAGUGUCUCUGCUGACUCUCUAUGAUAACCCAACCCUGGAAGCCCUGACAUCAAUUAUCCAAGAGCGCCAGAACGGCCAAUUCGAGACAGUUCGUAACGAGAGUGACUUGUGGGUAGCCGAUACAAAGAUUGCGGAUGGCCUCUCUUGCACAGCAGGGCUGGCAAUCGACUGGACUCGUGACACUGAAGGUCGUAUCUUCUUAACUGGAGCCACCGGAUUUGUGGGAUCAUUCAUGUUGGCAGAUUUGCUACGCAUGCCCCAUGUCCGUCAGAUCGGGUGUUUGGUACGUGCAAAGGACGCAACAGUUGGUCUACAGCGUCUGCGCACCGCAAUGGCCAAGUAUGAUCUCUGGGAGGACAAGUUCUCUGAAAAGUUGUUAGCUCUGCCUGGUACACUGGAGGAUGACUUCUUAGGCAUGGGACCAGACCGGUUUGAGGAGAUUGCCAAUUGGGCCAGCGUAGUAUUCCAUCUAGGAGCUCGCGUCAAUUAUACUCAGCCAUACUCUCUGCACCGCCCUGCCAACACGUUAGGUACCUUGAAUGUUUUGAAACUGGCAUUCAAAGGGCGGACAAAAGCGGUACACUAUGUAUCAAGCAUCUCCUGCUUCGGACCAACUGGCUUUGUGACCGGCGUGAAAAGAGUACGGGAAGAUGAAUCCCUACUGCCACACCUCGAAGCCCUCCCCUAUGAUCAUGGUUAUGCUCAAAGCCAAUGGGUCGCAGAACAGCUCUUACGCCGACUCAUCGAUCGUGGAUUUCCUAUUGCCGUUUAUCGACCAGGAUUCAUUACUGGUCAUAGUCGAACGGGUGCCUGCAAUCCGGAUGAUUUCUUUAGCCGGUUGAUUCAUGCAUGUCAGGAGAUGAAUUGCUACCCACAGUUGCCGAACCAACGCAAGGAAUUCGUCCCCGUUGAUUAUGUCAACUCUGUAAUCUUACAUAUUGCCUCAUCACGGUCAUCUCUAGGCCAUGCCUAUCACAUUGUCCCCCCUAGUAGGGAAACCUCCAUUGAUAUGGAUGAUUCAAUGGACAUGGUUGGUGAGUGCGGCAGUGGUCCAAUGCUGGGCGUUUCGUACGCGGAGUGGGUUAAGCGACUAUCCGCAAAUCCACCUAAACGUCUGCAACCACUGGAGCCUAUGCUUGCAGAGAGGGUGAAGAACGGCUUGACCCGAUGGGAACUUUACGAAAACAUGCCCGUUUACGAGACAACCAACACCAUGGAAGCCCUUGCAAAUUUCCCCGGUGGUCUCGAGUUUCCGAUUCUAGACAGGGACCUGAUGAAGAGAUAUUUGAAUCAUCUCCAAGUGAAAAUGGAGCAAUGA